AUGGCCCCUCGUCGACAAGCUGCACCAGAAGGGAGCAUGCCUCCUCCCAGUCGACCAUCGAGUCCAAGUGGUGAAGACAUUGAAGAGACGCCAUUCUUUGAUAAUGUGGAUGAAUUGCAGCAACAUGGCAUAAACGUGCAAGAUAUCUUAAAACUCAAGAGUGCCUCCAUCAACACUGUGUCUGGUGUCGUGAUGACUACGCGUCGUCAAUUACUGAAAAUAAAGGGUAUGUCGGAAGCGAAGGUUGAGAAGAUCAAGGAGGCAGCGCAGAAAAUCACGGGGUCUUCCUUUGCAACCGGUAUUGAAGUCCAGGAUCGAAGAAAGCGCGUGCUUGUCAUCAGUACUGGAAGCAAGUCGGUAGACACAAUCUUAGGUGGUGGGCUGAUGUCACAGUCAAUUUCCGAAGUCUACGGUGAAUUCCGCACUGGAAAGACACAGCUGGCCCACACAAUGUCUGUUGUCACCCAACUCCCUCCGGAGAUGGGUGGGGCCUCUGGCAAAGUCGCAUAUAUCGAUACCGAAGGUGCUGUAGUUGUUAUUUUACGAGCGACAACCUAUCGCCGACGCUCUUUUCUAUUAGGGACAUUCAGACCAGAUCGCAUCAGAUCCAUCGCUGACCGGUUUGGUGUUGACGGGAAUAUGGCGCUCGAAAAUAUCCUUUAUGCAUUUGCAGCGCGCGCCUUCAACAGUGAACACCAGGUUGCUCCCCUUCUCUACUACUAUACAGCCAUCGCUAAUAUGUUGCAGAUGGAGCUUAUCAGCGAAUGUUCCAUGCGCUUUGCGGAGGACAAAGACUUCCGUCUUCUAAUCGUAGACUCCAUUAUGGCUCUCUUUCGCGUCGAUUUUUCUGGUCGUGGCGAACUCAGCGAAAGGCAACAGAAACUAGCACAAGUGAUGUCGAAGCUCACUAAGCUUUCAGAAGAAUUCAACAUUGCUGUUUUGAUAACGAACCAAGUACAAUCCGACCCAGGAGCAACGAUGACAUUCGUGGCUGGCGGAGCUCUCAAACCCAUCGGCGGACAUAUUCUAUCGCACUCCUCAGCUACUCGGAUGUUCCUUCGCAAAGGCAAGUCACUAGCGCUUACCGUGGGUUGCGGACGGGCUGAAGAACGUGUCGCGAAGCUGGUGGACAGCCCCGACCGCCCUGAGAGCGAGGCCUCUUACAAGCUGGACGAAGGUGGAUGGACCGACAUAUGA
Molecule: messenger RNA, 1197 nt
Organism: Suillus discolor
Lineage: Eukaryota; Fungi; Basidiomycota; Agaricomycetes; Boletales; Suillaceae
Product: Rad51-domain-containing protein
Exons: 17
Coding region: 1-1197 (398 amino acids)
Biological process (GO): reciprocal meiotic recombination; DNA strand invasion; DNA repair
Cellular component (GO): condensed nuclear chromosome
Molecular function (GO): single-stranded DNA binding; DNA strand exchange activity; double-stranded DNA binding
Source: RefSeq, a predicted model, not a curated record